UUCCCUGUCUCCAGAACAAACGCCAUGAGCGCCAAACGGCAGGCCGACGUCGUGACCUGCCCCGUAUGCCAGCGCAGCGUGCCCGCGGCCGAGAUCAACCUCCAUCUCGACCUGCGGUGUCCUGGCCUGCCUGCGGCUGGCCCAUCCUCGCCACUGCAAGCAAGCGGCACGCAGAGGUCACUCGUGGAAACAUCGCAGCCCGAGACGCCGGCGACGCGCAACAAUGCCCCCAUGUUUCGCUCGCGACCAGCGUCGCAAAGCAACGGGAAAGCAGGCGUGAAGCGUCCAGCACCACCCGAUCCAGCAAGGGAAGAUAAGAAGCCGCGCAUCAACGCGCUCAAGGCUGCCCAACCGCUUGCAGAACGAUCGCGGCCGACCUCUUUGUCGGAAUACGUUGGCCAAGGGGACCUUGUUGGGCCGGGGAGCCUAUUACGAGCACGCAUCGAGGCUGGUGAGGGUGUGGGAAGUUGCAUCUUAUGGGGUCCUCCGGGCAGCGGCAAGACAACUCUUGCGCGGCUUAUCGCACGUAACGCCAACGCCGACUUCCGAGAACUAUCAGCCACGAGCUCGGGGACGGCCGACGUGCGCCAGGUGUUCGAGCAGGCGAAGAACGGACUCUCGUUGACGGGACGAAAGACGAUUCUGAUGGUCGACGAAAUACACCGUUUUACACGCCCGCAGCAGGACCUGUUCCUCCCUUACGUUGAGAACGGGUGGGUGCAGCUCAUCGGUGCGACAACAGAGAACCCAUCGUUCAAGGUGAACGGGGCACUGCUCUCCCGCUGCCAAGUGUUCACGUUGGCCAAGCACACGCCCGAGGACCUGGAACAGAUCCUCAAUAACGCGCUCAAAGCCGUGCCCGAUCCACCACGGCUGCCGGCCGCACUUAUACCCUUUCUGUCAGAAGCAGCGGACGGUGACGCAAGGCAGGCGCUCAAUGGCUUCGAGCUCGCUCUGCAAGUCUGCGCUAUGCCCGUACAGACGACAUUAGACGAGGAAGCUGAUCUAGAAGCCGCAUCAGCCAAGCGCGACGGGCAGCUCAUGGAAGCUGUGCGCCGUGGACUGCGGAAGGGCUACAAUCGGAGUGGAGAUGAGCGUUACGACAUGAUAUCGGCUAUGCACAAGUCUAUCCGUGGGAGCGACGGUUCAGCUGCAAUGUACUGGCUCGCUCGCAUGUUGGAAGGCGGCGAAGAUCCGCUGUACAUCGCACGACGGCUCGUAGUGGUAGCAUCAGAGGACGUCGGUCUCGCGAACAAUGAGGCGCUGCCGCUUGCCAUCGCCGCAUAUCAGGCGUGCCAGUUCAUCGGGAUGCCUGAGUGUCGGAUCAACCUUGCGCACCUAGUCGCGUACCUCAGCGAGAGCCCCAAGUCCACCCGGUCGUACACCGCAUACAACCGAGCCGCACAACUUGCGCACCAGACGCCGCUCCCCCCAGUCCCGCUCCAGAUCUGCAAUGCCCCGACGAAGGUCAUGAAGCAGCUGGGCUACGGCCGGGACUACGCUUACAAUCCCAAUUACGCUCACCCAGUCACGAACGACUAUCUUCCGCGCGAGUUGCAAAAGAACUCGUCGCUCUUGCCGGCGCCAACAACACAGAGCAUCCUGCGCGUGCCCUCUGCUGAGGAGGAGGAUAAGAUGUGGGACGAGGGGAAGCUCAAGGAAUGGGAGUUAGACUGUAACGGCGGCGUGCCAUGGCCGGGGCGGGCAGUGAGGGACGCGAAGCUCAUGCGCGGCGAAAGCGUCCACCGGGACUCGCAAGAGAGGCGCGACGCCCCGCCUACUUCCCCCGAGGUGGAUAGGCGGCCAGUUAGCGAAUCAGUGAAGGAUGAGUAGAGGUUGUAUCACGCAUGUAACUCUACAGCAGCCG
This is a messenger RNA of Cutaneotrichosporon oleaginosum, 1867 nucleotides long. RefSeq lists its product as uncharacterized. Lineage: Eukaryota; Fungi; Basidiomycota; Tremellomycetes; Trichosporonales; Trichosporonaceae. Gene Ontology annotation, biological process: DNA repair; DNA synthesis involved in DNA repair; DNA-templated DNA replication. Gene Ontology annotation, cellular component: nucleus. The record is from RefSeq and is a predicted model, not a curated record. Gene Ontology annotation, molecular function: ATP binding; enzyme activator activity; DNA binding.